AUGGUGUUGACGGCGGCGAGGCUUGUGUGCGUCAACCGCGACGGCGUCAGUGAGCUCUCACACGUGUGGGGCGCCAUGGACCAGUACCUGGACUACUCCAGUGCGUGGACCCUCGAGAGCGCGGCGGCCCAAGGGAUGAAGUUCCUGGUGCAGCACCUGGCGCUCACAGCCCCCAAGCAGCCGCAGGAGGACAGCAACUCGCUCGUCAUGGACUUCGCGGCCUGCAACGGACACCUCGACAUCCUCACGUGGCUGCACAACACGGAGCAGCUCAGCGGCUGCUCCACGCGCGCCAUGGACGACGCCGCCAAGAACGGGCACCUCCCGAUCGUCCAGUGGCUGCACGAGAACCGCAGCGAGGGAUGCACCACCAAGGCCAUGGACUACGCCGCCAGCAGUGGCCAUCUCGCCGUCGUUGAAUGGCUGCACCAGCACCGCUCGGAAGGCUGCACGACGCGUGCCAUGGAUCUCGCCGCGCAGAAUGGACAGCUGCACGUGCUGCAGUGGCUGCACGGCCACCGGACCGAGGGUUGCACGCUGAGCGCGGUGAACUAUGCGGCGACGGAGGGCCACUUGAACAUCGUGCGCUGGCUGUGUGAAGUGCGCAAGGAGGAGUGCUCGUCCACCGCCAUGGUCAACGCUGCGCGCGGAGGACACCUGUACAUCCUCGAGUACCUCGGCGAGCACUUUCCCCAACUGUUCGAGAGCGUCGGUCCCAAGAUGGUGCACGCUGCGAUUGCCAAUGGACAAGCGGCGAUUCUCACGUGGCUCAUCGCCGUGCUGCCGGUCAAGUCGCUCAAGUGCGAGGAGGCUGCCGGUUCGUGGAUGAAUGUCGCGUCUGAGUACGGCCAGGUUGGAAUCCUCAAGUGGUUCCACGACCACGCCACGGCGCUGCCGAUGAGCGUAGACGGCCACCUCCCCGCCUGCACAGUGGAAGCCAUCGAGAAGGCGGCGCGCAACGGCCACAGCGACGUUCUGGUCUACCUGUACGAGAACGACCUGGUGAACCUUACGGUCGAGUCGGACGCCAUGAGCGCGCUCGUUGCCGCCGUCGAAGGGGGUCACCGCAACUGCGUCGAGUGGCUCGUGGCGCACUUCCGCGAUCUGUACGAGCAAAGCUCGCCUGCGUCGACCACCGCAAUGGAUGCAGCUGCGGCCGUCGGUCACGUGGAUAUCCUCCAGUUCCUGCGUGACGAUCCGACCACGAGCGCGUGGCAAUCGAGUUCCAAGGCCGUCGACGAGGCUGCUCGUCAGGGCUUCGUGGAUGUCCUGCGCUGGCUGCACUUCGACCGCUGCCACUACGUCGCGGAGCAGGAGGAGCAGCCGACCGACGAUGACGACGCGUCCAGCGACGAGGAGGACGCGGAGCCGAUCGACGCGCGUUGGACGCCCAUGGCGCUGGAGCUGGCGGCCACCAACGGCCAUCUGCCAGUGGUCCAGUGGCUCACCGAGCACCACCGCGAGGUCUGCAGCAACUUCGAGGCUUUCAACGCCGCCGCCUACAUGGACCACCUGGAGGUUGCGCAGUUCCUCUACAGUGACGUCCGCAGUGCGUGCUCCGUGGAGCAGGCGCUGGAGCACGCGGAGGAAGGCGGCGCCGAGGACACGCUCGCCUGGCUCGAGGGUCUCAACUGA
Messenger RNA from Phytophthora sojae, 1635 nucleotides. RefSeq lists its product as hypothetical. The transcript has a single exon. NCBI's taxonomy places the organism in Eukaryota, Oomycota, Peronosporomycetes, Peronosporales, Peronosporaceae. The record is from RefSeq and is a predicted model, not a curated record. The coding region runs from base 1 to 1635 and encodes 544 amino acids. Gene Ontology annotation, molecular function: protein binding.